CAUUGUUCAUCCUUUCAGCAUAAAUAACAGUUAGCCCCGCCUACACAUUUACGCAUUUACCUCCGGCCUGUUAAAAGCUUCGUGCAGCAGAACAUCGGCCAGGAUUACGGGACGUGCUUUCAAAUCAGAAGGCUGAUGUAGUCACGCCAAAUUCUGGAGCAUAUUUCUCGAGUGAUUUGUGUAUCGGAAUGGAGGAUCUUCGUAUAUUAUUACUGGGCAGGACAGGAUGUGGAAAGAGUUCUCUAGGAAACACACUCCUAGGCAGCCGUGUGUUUGUAGAACAAAAUGGAAUCAAUCCCGCAACGAACCAAUGUCAAUAUGCAAGACAGCACAUCAACGGGAGAAAUGUUACUGUGGUAGACGCACCUGGUUUACGCGGCGACAGAGUAAGCGAAGAUACAGUUUUUCAAGAAAUAUUGAGCACCAUAGCUAUUUGGAGUCCAGGACCUCACGUCGUCGUCAUCGUACUUCGAUGCAAUAAUCGCUUUACCCUGGAAGAGUAUGCAAGCGUGAGGACACUGCAGAGGUUGUUUGGGAACAACAUUCGUCCUUUUCUCGUAAUAGUCUUCACUGGCGGAGACUCUCUAGGAGCUACACCGGAUGAGAUGAGGCAAGCCCUAGAAAGGCAAAUUGCGGCUGCCGGAGAUGAGCUGAGGUUACUUCUACAAGACGUGUCUAACCGAUUCUGUGUUGUGAGCAAUACGGGGUCACCUGAAGAAAGAAAUCAGCAUGCGACGGUUGUCUAUAAUAUGAUUCAACAGAGCGUGUUAACACCAAACAACGGGAUGUAUUUUACAAACGACACGAUUGAAAGAACCACCCAGGAACUGGAGGAAGUCAUUGAUCGCCUUCAGGAAACCCAUAGACCUGAAUCUGCUGCACGUUUCGUGAGACGUAUUUGGGGCAGGGUUAUUAACCAUAACAUAACCUUAGCCAUCAUCGGAGCAGCCGUAGUUGUAGGGUCGGCUUUUUCAAGAUGAUGCUCCAUUAUGCAGUAGCCAAUAGUCCGAUACGAGCUAGACGACGAGUGUUACAUACAAGACAGAGGGAACAAUCACUAGUAAACUAUGGGCUUAAUGGCUGUACUUAUGUAUCUGAAUCCGUUGUAUAGAAAUGAAAGAUCCCGGUUUGACUUUUACAAAUAAAUUUACUUUAUACUCACUAAUCUUUUAGCUGUUACGACUUAAAUUAUGUCUAGUGAAGAAGUUGUUUAUCCUGCAGCUAGUGUUUGUAAACUUUUCUUCGUUUAUUUCUAAACAUGCAUUAAAUUUUUUAAUUGUAUAUCUGUUUUAAUAUUUGAAUAAAGGGUUCUAGAUAGGGAGAUUUUUUUAAAACCAAGAAUAUAUGUAUGAUUUUGCGAGCAGAAAAUUAAGUCAAGUACAACAUCUUUCUCGAAGUUAUUACUGCAUUCAAAUAGGACAAGAUGUUUACUGAUAGUUAUCCCUGGAGCAUUUGUACAUUUGUCUAAUACAUGAUUUCUCCAAAAGUGUUUUCAUAUUUACAAUUCCAACAUAUAUGCUAAAUAUUUAUUUUUUUAUACGUCUUGCAAAGGGCGAACAAUCAUUAUCUUAUAGUUCCAUGUGGGAAAAUAUAUCAUUUUUUACCCCAGAGUUAAAUGUAGCACUCUGAUUUGACACCAUUUUAAUUUAAUAUCUUUUAUAUUAGUCAUUGCUUUAAAUAUGACAUGCCAAUCAACAUUUCUGUUUACUUUUCGUUAAAUUUCAAACAAUGGUAUUUGUGUGUUCUACAUCAUUUUAUUAUAGUACAGUCUUGCUUCUUUCUGUAUUGAUGGAAUUAUUCUUAGGGUUUUGUUUGUAUCAUAUGUAAAAGAAGAUAAUUCUGUUAUAAAUUAUUCAUUCGAUUAAAAAUUUUAAAUGUCUUUAUGGCCUUUACACGACCAUUAAAAGAGACAAAGUUAAUGUUAACAUCAUAAUUUAUUUUGAACACCUUGGUAUGUUAAGAAGUUUCCUUUUUUAUUUAUUAAGUGUCCAAUUAAGUUUUUAUUUUUCUCCACCUUUCUCCUAUAUAGACUUGGCUUAUUCCAAUUAUGUUACUACAAAAGAUAAGUUCUCACAAAAUUUCUUUGUUUUUUGAUGCAAUAUACUCUCUUAUUACUAUUCUCCUUAAUGGUGUUAACUGUCUCUUUAACCAUCUUUUGUACAGUAAUCUAAGUUUAGCAAGCUUACUAUCACAACUUAUUUUAGAUAGUCUUUUAGAUUAUUUGUAAACCAAAUGCCAAGAAUUGCACUUUUUUCUGGAUUCCACAGCAUCUGUAAAUAUUGUAAGAACUUAAUCGGUAAAUUUGUUUUGCUUCCCAGCCAUAUUGCACUUGAUUUUGUCGGUGUUUAGUACUAAUCCAGAUAUCUUUCAAAAUAUGUUUUAUAUAUCUCAUAGUUUCUUCAAAAGACAUUCUGUGAUCUUCCAAGGUUAGUUCUGUAUCAUCUGCAUAUUGUGCUAUUUUACUUUCAGAGUUGUGGAUUUGUAUACCUUUUAUAUAUUUGUUUUUCAUGAUCAUAGUAGUCAGAAUUUCUACGCACAGAAUGAAUAAAUAAAGUGAGAUGGCAUCGCC
Molecule: messenger RNA, 2569 nt
Organism: Pomacea canaliculata
Lineage: Eukaryota; Metazoa; Mollusca; Gastropoda; Architaenioglossa; Ampullariidae
Product: GTPase IMAP family member 4-like
Exons: 6
Coding region: 189-980 (263 amino acids)
Molecular function (GO): GTP binding
Source: RefSeq, a predicted model, not a curated record